GAACUUUAAAACCAACGGACCCAUCAAAACAAGCAGCUGAUCAAAUGAUCUAAGUUUAUUUUUUAUUGUAAAUUCAAUGGAUUUAUUACACUUUAAUACAUUUAUUUAGUAGGUUAUUGUUGACGUUAGUAUUGCCACUAUCGCUCGUUAAUGGUCAAUCUCUAAAAACAGAGAAAACUGUAAAUUACGGCGUUAUAAAACAUCUAUAAUGACAUCUAAACCUACAUGUCUGAUAGUGGCCAGUGCUGCAUCUGCAGGAGUUUCAGCUCGAUCGUUCCAUCAGUGUUUCAAUUUGUGCAGCUCAGUGUUUAACUUGCAGACAGCGACACCUGGCGGGAAGACAAUCGACUUUGCGGGUGUGGAUGACAGCACAGCCCGAUGGGUGCAAGAGUUCAGCAUCAAACCCUACGCCAGCCCGGCCAAACUGGAGUCUAUCGAUGGUGCUCGCUAUCAGGCGCUGUUGAUUCCUGACUGUCCGGGAGCCCUGAAUGAUCUCGCCCACAGCGGGUCCCUCGCACGAAUCCUGUCCCACUUCAUUUCUCAGCAAAAGCCCGUGUGUGCUGUGGGACAGGGCGUCGCUGCUCUCUGCUGCGCUACGGAGGAAUCAGAGGUGAAUAAGAAGUGGAUAUUCAGUGGCUACAGCAUGACCGGGCCCUCUGUGUUUGAGCUGGUACGUUCUCCUGAAUUUGCCAACCUGCCGCUGAUUGUGGAGGAUUUUAUCAAAGACAGUGGUGGAUCUUACACAGCGAGCAUCGAGGACGCCGUUCACGUGGUCCUAGACCGCCAUCUUGUGACGGGGCAAAACAUACAGUCCACAUCAGCGGCUGUCAAUAAUCUGAUUCUUCUGUGUAAUACUAGCAGAUAAACAAACAAGAGACCACGCAACGAAAUGCGAACCAGAAGUGUUAUCAGAUGUGUUAUACUACUGAAAGCACUUGUUGUCCACAAAUAUACAUACAUUCUUCACUCCAAAUGCAUUUCACACUCAAGUUUAGUUUUAAGAAAUUAUGAUCUAAAAUUCAAUGUAAGUAUAUUAGGUUCAUUUGUUUUUCUAUCUACAAAAUAUGAAUGUUUAAUUUGAAUGCUUGAAAGGAACACGAUGAUUUUUAGAUUUAAACAAGUUCUGUAAAUGGAUAUCAAGCAUUACACUGUAAUAAAGGCUUUAUUUUUAACUAAAUUUUAAAAAAAUAAAUCAGCCUGGAACAUUAGUACUAGUACAAUGACUAAAAAGCUCCACAUUUGAGCUUUUAAAUGCACCAGACAUCCAAUGUUAGUUUAAAUGUGAUUAUUAUAUUGGUUAUUGACAGUGUCAGAUGUUGUUGGUAAAGCUUAACUUGUUUUCAACAUUCCUUUAAAGUGUAAGAUGGAGAGUUUAACACAGGAAAUCCUGUGGUUUUUAAUAUGUAUGCAGCUCUGCUGUGAUGUUAAGAGGAACUGAUCUGUGCUGAAAUACUUUUACAUCAUUUUAAUAUCCAAAAAAUGUUUUGUGCUGCUGUAACAAUGUUUUGAUUUGCACCACAAAAGGGAUCAAAUAUGUAAUGUGCAGUAUUACGAACAUACAGUAUGAAAAAACAAAUCUGUACCAAUGAAUUCAUAAAAAUUGUAUUCCUGAAUAAAAUAAAUUGCAUUAAAA
This is a messenger RNA of Ctenopharyngodon idella (grass carp), 1633 nucleotides long. RefSeq names its product glutamine amidotransferase class 1 domain containing 1 (gene gatd1). The transcript is spliced from 7 exons. The coding region runs from base 209 to 865 and encodes 218 amino acids. NCBI's taxonomy places the organism in Eukaryota, Metazoa, Chordata, Actinopteri, Cypriniformes, Xenocyprididae. The record is from RefSeq and is a predicted model, not a curated record.